Oncorhynchus masou masou (cherry salmon) is the source of this 2695-nucleotide messenger RNA. RefSeq lists its product as uncharacterized. Gene Ontology annotation, molecular function: GTP binding. The transcript is spliced from 6 exons. The record is from RefSeq and is a predicted model, not a curated record. NCBI's taxonomy places the organism in Eukaryota, Metazoa, Chordata, Actinopteri, Salmoniformes, Salmonidae. The coding region runs from base 96 to 2222 and encodes 708 amino acids.
UGUAAGGUGCAGCACAUUGGGCGCUUUAGUAUUGCAUGAGUUUUAGACCAUUCCAUUGGUCGAAGUAAAUCUCCACCCACCUGCGGCACCUGGCUAUGCAAAACCAGCAGGCCCACUGCUUCAGGGCUCUCAGUGACAACAGGGGACAACAAUAUACAGAUCCGUGCAACCACACUAAAAUUUUAGUAAUGGAACAAGGAAGAGGAAGGACUCUGAAGAUUCUGUUCCUGUUGAUACUCUGGCUGCAAGACUUCACUGGUCAAUGCCAAGUUUCAGGGCAGCCCUCUAACCUGAAGAUAGUUCUGCUGGGGAAGACUGGAUCAGGGAAGAGUACAACAGGAAACACCAUCCUGGGGAGGGAGGGGUUUAAAGUGGGGGCUUCUCCAGUGUCUGUAACUGCACAGAGUGAGAAACGGAGUGGAGUGGUGGAUGGGAGGAGGAUUGAUGUCAUCGACACCCCGGGACUCUAUGACACAACAAUGUCUAAAGAAGAGAUGAAAAGUGAAAUAGUCAGAUGUAUAGAAAUGUCAGUGCCAGGACCUCAUGUGUUCCUGCUGGUGAUCAGACUGGGGAGGUUCACAGAGGAGGAGAGGAACACUGUGAAGUGGAUCCAGGAGAACUUUGGAGAAGAAGCCUCAAUGUACACCAUCUUGCUGUUCACACAUGGAGAUCAACUAAAGGGGAAAUCAGUGGAGGAGUUUCUGGCUGAGAGCAAAGAGUUACGGAAACUCAUCAAUAUCUGUGGGGGCAGAUAUCACUCCCUAAUCAAUGACAAGAGAAAACACAACACUCAGGUCCCAGAGCUGCUGAAGAAGAUAGAGGAGAUGGUAAAGAAGAAUGGAGGACAACACUACACCAAUGAGAUGUACCAGGAGGCCCAGAGGAAGAUCAAAGAGGAGGAGGAGAGGAAGAAACAGGAAGAGGAGAAGACAGAGAAAGAGAGGCAACAGAAGGAGAGAGAAAGGAUCAGAAGAGAAGAAAUAUUGUCUCGAUGCAAGAUAUCAGCAUUGGUCAGUUCGGCUGUAUUGGGGUGGGGAUACAAAUUCUCAUCUCCAUUGUGGUUAGCAGCAGGAUCUGUAUCAGCCAUUUUUGAAGGUUAUCAAUGCAUGGAUGCUUAUUUCAAUUGGGGUGGUUCUGACCCAAAAGAGCACGAGGAAAGCUGGUUCAACGCAGGCAGAGGACCUGAAAGAGCAGCUAUACCACUGAGAGAGAUGGAGCUGAAACGGCAGCCUGAGUCUGAUGGGUGUGGCUCAACAAAUAUUGAUGGGUCUGGUUUGACCGCUGACCUGAGGAUUGUGUUGCUAGGGAAGACUGGAGCAGGGAAGAGCGCAACAGGAAACACCAUCCUGGGGAAGGAGGUGUUUAAAGUCGACUCUUCCCCUGCGUCAGUGACCGGACAGUGUGAGAGACAGAGUGGAGAGGUCAACGGGACCACGGUUCAUGUGGUCGACACGCCGGGCCUCUUCGACACAGCCCGGUCGGACGAAGAGGUGAAGGAGAAAAUAGAGGAGUGCGUUAACAUGUCCGUGCCGGGCCCCCACGCCUUCCUGCUGGUGAUCAGGCUGGGGGUGAGGUUCACAGAGGAGGAGAGGAACGCCGUGAGGUGGAUCCAGGAGAACUUCGGAGAGGACGCCUCCAUGUACACCAUCUUGCUGUUCACCUGUAAAGACCAGCUGAAGGGGAAACAGGUGACAGACUCUCUGAAGAUGUGCAAAGAGCUGCGGAGGCUCUCCAUCACGUUGGGCGGCGGGUAUCACUCCUUCAACAACGAUGCCAAAGACGACCCCGCUCAGGUCCCUGAGCUGCUGGAGAAGAUCAAAGAGAUGGUGGAGCUGAACGGAGGAGAGCACUACACCAACGAGAUGUACCAGAAGGCUCAGAGGAAGAUCGGAGAGGCGGAGGAGAGGAGCAGGGAGGAGGAGAAAAGACGCAGGGAGGAGGAGGAGAGGAAACGAAAAGAAGAGGUAAAGGUCGAGAUAGAGAAAGAAAAGGAGGAAGAGAAAAGGGAGAAGGUAGACGAAAAGAGGAAUCUCCACAUCGCUCUCGCAGUAACAGCAGUGUGUGUAGUAGUAGGGGUGAUCAUAGCAGCUGCUGCUGACACCACAGUGGCCUUGGCUCUAGCUCCACUCCUACUGGUGCUGGGAGCAGCCAGUGCAAUAACGGCUAUCUGUCUAAAGAAUGGAAGGUGUGGAGCUAAAACACCUGUCCCCGUAGCUGUAUAACGAUCACAUACUGUAUACCUCAUUAAGGCUGUUUUUACACUGGCAACACAAUUCUGAUCUUUUGCCACUAAUUGGUCUUUUGACCAAUCCGAUCUAUUAUCGAUAAUUGGGCAAAAUAUCAGAAUUAGGCUGCCCGUGUAAAGAUCAGAAUUAGGCUGCCCGUGUAAAGAUCAGAAUUAGGUUAACCUGUGUAAACGAGGCCGAACAAGACCUAACAACAGAAACAUAGAUUGAAUGAUUGAUUGAUAGAUAGAUGGUUUUAUAGAUAGAUAGAUAGAUAGAUAGAUAGAUAGAUAGAUAGAUAGAUAGAUAGAUAGAUAGAUAGAUAGAUAGAUAGAUAAAUAAAAAUUGUCUUAAAUCUGUUCCCUUAAGUAUUUCUCUGGGUGUCCAGUGAUCUAUUUAUUUAAUCAUGUGUUCAGGGAUAACAUUUAUGAACACUUAAUAAAGAGAAUGAAACAGUAUGACUGACUAAU